Penicillium nucicola is the source of this 1983-nucleotide messenger RNA. Its product is annotated as putative alpha-L-rhamnosidase A. NCBI's taxonomy places the organism in Eukaryota, Fungi, Ascomycota, Eurotiomycetes, Eurotiales, Aspergillaceae. The transcript has 2 exons. Bases 1 to 1983 code for a protein of 660 amino acids. Gene Ontology annotation, biological process: carbohydrate metabolic process. The record is from RefSeq and is a predicted model, not a curated record.
AUGCACCUUGCUACUUUGUUUCUGACUCCAAUAUUGGCCGCUGCGUCAUCGAAAGUCCCCUAUGAGCAAUAUAUCUUGGCUCCAAAGUCGCGCGACUUGAUCCCACCCUCCGUUCAAAAUAUAACUGGCUCUGUAACUGGAGCCAAUGCCCUCACAAAAUCGUCUGGCAGUGGAGCCACCUUCCAUGGCAUCUCAUCCGUGACCUACGACUUUGGCAAGAAUGUAGCUGGCCUAGUCACUCUCGACGUGGGCGCAUCCUCAUCCUCGUCUGCCUUUUUGGGAGUCACAUUCUCUGAAUCAAAUCUAUACAUCAGCAACCAAGCAAGCGAUGCUACCGCAGAUUCCGGCUUAGAUACCCCUCUAUGGUUCAAUGUUGGCAAAGGUGCCGGGAAGUAUACACCGGAGGAGAAGUAUCUUCGAGGUGGAUUCCGCUACCUGACAGUCGUCAGCAAUACCACAGCAACCGUGCCGGUCAAAAGCCUCCGAGUAAAAUUCACAUCAGCGCCUGACCAGGACCUGCGCGCCUACACCGGGUACUUCCACUCCGAUGACGAGCUCAUUAACCAAAUUUGGUAUGCCGGCGCAUACACUAACCAGCUGGCCACUAUCAAUCCCAAGCAUGGAAAUUCCCUGGUGCAUCUUGGUCAGAUCAGCUCGAGUGAUGAUAUCCAGCUCCCUGAGACUGAUUCCUGGUGGAACAACUAUACUAUCACCAACGGAACCAGCACAAUCACUGACGGAGCCAAGCGUGACCGUCUUGUGUGGCCUGGUGAUAUGUCCAUUGCUCUUGAGAGCAUUGCUGUCAGUACUGGUGAUCUAUAUAGUGUCCGCACGGCCUUGGAGUCUCUGUUCAUCUUGCAAAAGCCCAAUGGACAACUGCCCUAUGCUGGAAAGCCGUUCCUUGACAUGGUGAGCUACACGUAUCACCUGCACAGUCUCAUUGGCGCCUCGUACCUGUACCGAUUCUCAGGUGAUAAAGAUUGGCUGUCCAGCCACUGGUCACAGUACAAACGGGGUCUUGAAUGGGCACUGAACAGCGUCGACGACACCGGCCUCGCGAACAUUACGGCGUCGGCCGACUGGCUUCGCUUCGGGAUGGGAGCCCAUAACAUCGAAGCAAACGCAAUCCUCUACUUCGUCCUCCAAGACGCCCAAUCGCUCGCGACAGAACUGAACGACAAGACCGCCCUAACAAACUGGAGCCAAAUAGCCACCAAAAUCAAAGCAGCCGCCAACCAAAAGCUCUGGGACGCCUCCAGUGGCCUCUACUUCGACAACGAAACAACAACAAUGCACCCCCAAGACGGCAACGCCUGGGCCAUAAAAGCAAACCUCACGCAAUCAACCGCCCAAUCCAUCCAAGUCUCAAACGCCCUCAAGUCUCGCUGGGGCAAGUACGGCGCACCCGCGCCGGAAGCCGGGAAAACCGUCUCACCAUUCAUCGGCGGCUUCGAACUACAAGCUCACUACCUAGCCAACAAGCCCAACUCGGCACUCGAUCUCAUCCGUGUCCAGUGGGGAUUCAUGCUCAAUGAUCCGCGCAUGACACAGUCUACUUUCAUUGAAGGAUACUCCACAGAUGGAUCUCUGCAUUAUGCGCCGUAUUCUAAUGAUGCACGUGUUUCGCAUGCGCAUGGUUGGUCGACUGGCCCGACCUAUGCGCUUACGGCUUAUGCGGCUGGUAUUCAGCUUACUGGGGCUGGGGGCUCGACUUGGGUCAUUGCGCCGCAGGUUGGAAAUCUGACGUCUGUUGAUGCCGGGUUCGAGACUGUGAAGGGGAAGUUCUCGGUUUCCUAUCGUGGUAGUGGUCGUGGGAAUGCUGUGGGCAAGCUUGCUUUUGUUACGCCUGCUAAUACUACUGGGGAGUUUUUGCUUGCUGGUGCUGAGGGUAGUCUUGUUUCUGAGAGCGGGCAGAGGGUGAGACUUGUUAAUGGCAAGGCAUCUGGGUUGAAGGGUGGUAGUUGGAAGUUGAGAAGUGAAUGA